Molecule: messenger RNA, 642 nt
Organism: Danio rerio (zebrafish)
Lineage: Eukaryota; Metazoa; Chordata; Actinopteri; Cypriniformes; Danionidae
Gene: selenoe
Product: selenoprotein e
Source: RefSeq, marked reviewed
ACAGGACCUCAAUCUUUUUGGAAACGGUGAGGUGUGUUAUUCUGAACGCAGCAUGUGGCUCACACUGGUGGCCCUCCUGGCUCUAUGUGCCACUGGGAGAACAGCUGAAAAUCUUUCAGAAAGCACCACUGACCAGGACAAGCUUGUUAUAGCCAGAGGAAAGCUGGUGGCUCCCAGUGUAGUAGGAUGAUCCAUAAAGAAGAUGCCAGAGCUCUACAAUUUCCUGAUGGAGCGAUGGGCAUUAUAUCAUAACCUGGAGUAUGAUUCAGGGGAGGAUAAAAACCCGCGCCUCAUCUUCUACAACGACAAGGAUGAGGAAGUCAAGGUUGUUCCUGUGAAAAAGAUGAAAGCAGAUGAGAUCAGCAGUUUGCUGGAUUCUCUGGGUUUCUACAAGAGGUCAGAGAAAGGCGAGGAGGUCCCGGAGGAGUUCAAACAUUUCCCCCUCAGAGCGCCCCGGGACGAGCUGUGACACCCGCCGGUCAGCGCUGGUACUGCAGCCUCCAGCUGGUUAUGACGUCCAGAUUCUCAAAGCCGCAGACACGGACAGACUCUGGACUGAAACACACACAAACACACGGCUGGAGGCGGGUUCAGCCCAAAACUGCCCUAAUCACAGAUAUUUUACAAUAAACUUCGAUUUCU